AUGGUGAAUGAGGCCAAGAAACAAACGCGUCCACGUUUAAGUCAGCACAUUACAGAAAUUCUGAUAAGUUUUUUUGAGAGAACGCCAAAACCAACACCGGACCAAAAAGAGGCCUUGGCACAACAGGCAGGAAUAACAUCGCGUUCCGUUCAGAUAUGGUUCCAAAAUAAACGCGCUAAGUUGAAAAGAGAAAUGAGAGAAAUGAAAAAUUUCAUUUACAAUAAAAAUGUGAUUUUUCCACUGCUGAACAGCCUUUUAAUACCCAAGCUUGAUUUAAGAUCACGCAGACCUUUUUGUGAAGAAGAUUUAAAUAUAUUAUCAUUCUUAAAAUAUAAAAAGAACUACAAAUUUCACGACUGUACAAUUACCUGUAAUCGAGCCGUAUUUAAGCCUAUUGUUGAGGAUAAAGUGGCAAAAUUGAGUAGCAAGACCAAGCUAUGCAAACCAAGCAAAUCAUUAAGUCGAUGA
This is a messenger RNA of Vavraia culicis subsp. floridensis, 468 nucleotides long. RefSeq lists its product as uncharacterized. NCBI's taxonomy places the organism in Eukaryota, Fungi, Microsporidia, Pleistophoridae. Gene Ontology annotation, molecular function: RNA polymerase II cis-regulatory region sequence-specific DNA binding; DNA-binding transcription factor activity, RNA polymerase II-specific. Gene Ontology annotation, biological process: cell differentiation; regulation of transcription by RNA polymerase II. The transcript has a single exon. The record is from RefSeq and is a predicted model, not a curated record. Bases 1 to 468 code for a protein of 155 amino acids.